This is a messenger RNA of Diversispora eburnea, 318 nucleotides long. NCBI's taxonomy places the organism in Eukaryota, Fungi, Glomeromycota, Glomeromycetes, Diversisporales, Diversisporaceae. The record is from the annotation of a GenBank genome assembly.
AUGAAUUUUCGUGUCCUCCGCAAAGCUAGAGUUUUACGUGAUAUAAAAACUCGCGAGACUGUCGCGAUGACCGAAUUGAUUCGACAAGCCUACCGUUAUAUUACACGUAAUGAGCAGAUUUCUCCAAGAAUUCGCCAACAAGCUCAACUUAUGCUGAACUCCUUUCCUCGCGCUGCUCGUCCUACUACCAUCAAAAAUAGGUGUGUCGAGACAGGGCGCGGCCGCGGUGUAUUACGCGAUUCAAAACUUUGCCGUUAUCAAUUUAGGUUAAAAGCUUUAGCUGGUGAAAUUCCAGGAGUCAAGAAAGCUAUUUGGUAA